CAUGUCCUUCGGGCUGCCGAGCCCAAGAAUUGAUCCGUCAAGUCCUGAAUAGCAGUUUAUAACUUCUCCUCUUUCACAUCGCAAACCUUCAUAUUCUGGAAUCUCUCUAUAUCCACCCUAACCUCCCAAGGGGCACUUCCGCUCUCAUCACGCUCUUUUCAGCCCCAUUGCCUCGGACAUGAUGCGCGUGUCAUUCGCCAAGUCGUUCUUUACUGUCCUUCUGGGCAUAUCUUCCCUCUCUCUCGUAUCCGGCGCGUCCCACAGGCUGUCCCACAGGCGACAUCAUCACAACGCGUUAUCUUCCUCCUCCUCGCUCUCGACCAGGACAACCAACUCCUCUUCCUCGCUCCCCAUAGCCACCCUCAACCCCUCCUCCUCUCUCAUCCUCUCCCCCGACUUUGAGAUCACCUCCACCCCGACUACGCGCGAAUACAAUUGGACCAUCCAUCGCGCACUCGCUUCUCCUGAUGGUUUUGAACGCGAAGUCACCGUCGUCAAUAACCAAUUCCCCGGACCGCUCAUCGAAGCGAAUACGGGAGAUACGAUCGUGGUGCAUGUGAAUAACCUAUUGGAUAGCCCGCAGACUAUACGUGGGUUUUUGUGGGAGAACGUGCGUUAGGGAGAGUGAAGGUGCUGAUAAGAGGUAGAUUGGCAUGGUAUAUUCCAGAAUUCGACACCGUAUAUGGAUGGUGUACCCGGUAUCUCUCAAUGCCCCAUUCCUGCAAAUGGCUCCUUCACAUACCAAUACACCAUCACCAACCAAGCCGGCACGUACUGGUGGCACUCUCACUGGGCUGUCACUAUGGCUGAUGGGCUGUUUGGACCUUUGAUCGUACACUCACCAGACGAAACGCUCAAGAGAGGAGUAGAUUAUGAUCAUGAUCAGAUUGUGGUCGUCAAUGACUGGAUGCAUGAUCAAUCAGACAAUAUCGUGGCUGGUCUGACGAGCGAAGCUGGCUACAGAGGCACGGACAAACCUCCUCAAGGCGACGCUACCCUCAUAAAUGGCAUUGGCCAAGCAAGCUGUAUCGCCUCCAACACCACCUGCUCCCCACCUGCCCCUCCCACUCCCGCUACCAUCACCCUCCCAUCCAACGCCACCUCCCGUCUCCGCCUCAUCUCUGGCGCUUCCCACGCUAUGCUUCGUGUUUCCAUCGACGACCAUCCGUUGGAAGUGGUGGAGACGGAUGGGACGGAAGUUUGGGGACCGGUCGUGCAUGAAGUGGCAAUGUCGAAUGGGGAGAGAUUCAGUGUUCUUGUCAAUGGGACAGAAGGGGAGGGGGAGUUCUGGAUGAGGGUGGGCACGGCGGCUUAUUGUUUGCCGUAUGGGGUGGAACAGGUUGGCAAAGCUAUUGUCCGAUUUGGUUCUACGGACAGUUAUACUUCGACCUCCGAGCCUACCAGUCAAGCAUGGGAUGAUUUGAAAGCUUGGAAUGCUACCUGUUCUGGGCUCGAUGAGGACUACCCUUUGGUCCCUCGAGUUUCUCAAUCAGCUUCUGCAGAUGCGUUCACCACUCAAGUCUUUGAUAGCGUAGCAGGCGUUUUCACCUACGUCAAUGGUCUAUCUCUCAACGGCUUCGGCUUCAACAACGUCAGCUACCAAAACCAAAUAUACAACCCCCUCCUCUCCCUCUCCUACGCCGGCAAGUCUUACAACACCUCCCUCGUCCCAUCCGUUUCCUUCGACGCCCUCGGCUCCGGUAACUUGAUUAUCAACAAUCUCGACACCCUCAUCGACCACCCUUACCACAUGCACGGCAACAGUUUCCAGAUCAUCGGGCGCGGUACUGGGAGAAUGGAUGAGGCUGGCUUGGCGAGCGCGAAUUUGACGCUAGAGAAUCCUUUGAGGAAGGAUACGUUCUGGAUGCAGAGGAAUACUUGGGUGGUUUUGAGGCUGGUGACGGAUAACCCGGGUGUGUGGCCGAUGCACUGUCAUAUUGAUUGGCAUAUGGCUGAGGGGAAGCUUGCGGUCGUGGUCGUACAGCCGGAUGCGCUGAAGAGUAUGGAUGGACCUGACUCGUGGUCAAGCCUUUGUGAUGGCACAGAUUCCACCUACGUCGGUCCGGCUUGAGCUGGUAUUAUUGUAAUGAAGGAAAGAAAAUUAACGCCCAGGACAAUCAUGAUCGUCACCACCAUAGAAUUUGCAUAGACUUCAUAAUUAUCACAUCAUACUUUGUCACAUGUGUAAUCUUGCGUGGUCUUGAAGAGAGGCUCUUGACUUUGCUUUUGCAAUCACCAUAUCCAGCUCAUCGUUCAACAUUGACCUCAGCAGCGAGGGCAUACUCUGGACAUCAUCGCCUCCUCCUUGACACUCUGUGCGGCUCACUGAUGAAGUAAGGGCAAACUCUUCACUAGACAAGAUAACG
This is a messenger RNA of Cryptococcus amylolentus CBS 6039, 2366 nucleotides long. RefSeq lists its product as hypothetical. The record is from RefSeq and is a predicted model, not a curated record. The transcript has 13 exons. Bases 683 to 2071 code for a protein of 462 amino acids. Lineage: Eukaryota; Fungi; Basidiomycota; Tremellomycetes; Tremellales; Cryptococcaceae. Gene Ontology annotation, molecular function: copper ion binding; oxidoreductase activity.